Molecule: messenger RNA, 1068 nt
Organism: Vicia faba (fava bean)
Lineage: Eukaryota; Viridiplantae; Streptophyta; Magnoliopsida; Fabales; Fabaceae
Source: the annotation of a GenBank genome assembly
AUGGAUAAGUACGAGGCGGUUAAGGAUUUGGGUUCUGGCAAUUUUGGGGUUGCUAGGCUUAUGAGAAACAAAGUUACAAAGGAACUUGUCGCCAUGAAAUACAUCGAGCGUGGUUCCAAGAUUGAUGAGAACGUGGCCAGGGAGAUCAUGAAUCAUAGGUCUCUUCGGCAUCCCAAUAUAAUUCGAUUCAAGGAGGUGAUUUUGACUCCAACACAUUUAGCAAUAGUUAUGGAGUAUGCAGCUGGAGGAGAGCUUUUUGAGAGGAUAUGUAAUGCUGGAAGGUUCAGCGAAGAUGAGGCCAGGUAUUUCUUUCAGCAGCUGAUCUCAGGUGUCCAUUUCUGUCAUACCAUGCAAAUAUGCCAUAGAGAUCUGAAGCUAGAGAAUACCCUUUUAGAUGGAAGUCCUGCACCUCGCUUAAAAAUUUGUGACUUCGGUUAUUCCAAGUCAUCUUUGCUCCAUUCACGUCCCAAAUCAACGGUUGGAACACCGGCGUAUAUAGCACCAGAGGUUCUUUCUAGGAGGGAGUAUGAUGGAAAGAUGGCUGAUGUAUGGUCAUGUGGGGUGACUCUUUAUGUAAUGCUGGUCGGAGCAUAUCCGUUUGAGGACCAGGAUGACCCUAAAAAUUUUAGGAAAACAAUUCAGCGUAUAAUGGCCAUUCAAUACAGAAUUCCUGAUUAUGUUCACAUAUCUCAAGAUUGCAGACACCUUAUCUCUCGGAUAUUUGUUGCAAAUCCAUUGAGGCGAAUUAAUAUUAGGGAAAUCAAGAGCCACCCAUGGUUUUUAAAGAAUCUUCCAAGGGAGCUAACAGAAUCAGCUCAAGCUAUGUACUACCAGAGGGAAAAUCCAAGCUUUCACUUACAAAGCGUGGAUGAUGUGAUGAAAAUCGUGGGAGAGGCAAGAAACCCGCCUCCAAUAUCUAGGCCCAUCAAAGGUUUUGGCUGGGAAGGUGAAGAAGAUUUGGAAGCAGAAGAUUUGGAAGCAGAAUUGGAGGAAGAGGAAGUCGAAGAAGAUGAGUACGAUAAGAGGGUCAAAGAGGUUCAUGCAAGUGGAGAAUUCCAUAUCAGUUAA